Molecule: messenger RNA, 1647 nt
Organism: Aspergillus aculeatus ATCC 16872
Lineage: Eukaryota; Fungi; Ascomycota; Eurotiomycetes; Eurotiales; Aspergillaceae
Product: pyridoxal phosphate-dependent decarboxylase family protein
Exons: 2
Coding region: 1-1647 (548 amino acids)
Biological process (GO): carboxylic acid metabolic process
Cellular component (GO): cytoplasm
Molecular function (GO): carboxy-lyase activity; pyridoxal phosphate binding
Source: RefSeq, a predicted model, not a curated record
AUGGCUGCUUUAUCGCCAGCAGAUCGCGCGGAGGAGGUCAAGAGCCUCCUGAGCGCAGUCGAAGACCUCCUGAUCCCCUUCAUCCGCAGCGCGGAUUUGGACCCUCUCGCCUCCAACAAAUCCCUUUCCCCGAACGACGACAACGAAAAUGGCACAUCGCUAGUCGAGCACAAAAGACCGGAGGAACUGCAGCGGUUGCUCCAGCUGAGCCUGCCGCAGGAAGGCACGGGUCAAGAUGGUCUGGUGGACGUUCUCCGGCAGGUGCUCCGCUACUCGGUCAACACCUGGCACCAGGGGUUCCUCGACAAGCUGUACGCCUCGACCAAUGCGCCCGGCGUCGCGUCGGAGCUCAUCCUCGCGGCCCUCAACACGAACGUCCACGUCUACCAGGUCUCGCCGGCCCUCACGGUCAUCGAGAAGUACACGGGACAGCGUCUGGCGGCGCUGUUCGGGCUCACGGGCCCGCGCGCCGGCGGCAUCUCCGUGCAGGGCGGGUCGGCGUCCAACACGACCUCGAUCGUGAUCGCGCGCAAUAACCUGUACCCGGAGACGAAGCGCGAGGGCAACGGGGGGCACCGGUUCGUGCUGUUCACGAGUGCGCACGGGCACUACAGCAUCGAGAAGGCGGCGCAGAUGCUGGGGCUGGGCAGCAGCGCGGUGUGGGCGGUGCCAGUCGACAAGCAGGGGCGGAUGAUCCCGGCGGAGCUGGAGCGGCUGAUCCAGCAGGCGCUGGCCGAGGGCCGGACCCCGUUCUACGUCAACGCGACGGCCGGCACGACCGUGCUGGGGUCGUUCGACCCGUUCGCCGCGAUCGCAGCCCUCUGCAAGCGAUACAAGCUCUGGCUGCACGUCGACGGCUCGUGGGGGGGCUCCUUCAUCUUCUCGGCGGCGCAGCGCCACAAGCUCGCCGGCGCCGAGCUCGCCGACAGCAUCGCCAUCAACCCGCACAAGAUGCUGGGCGUCCCCGUCACCUGCUCCUUCCUUCUGGCCGCCGACCUCCGCCGCUUCCACCGCGCCAACACCCUCCCCGCCGGCUACCUCUUCCACAACCCGGACACGACGGCCGAGUCGUCGGAAAGUUCCUCGGAGGAAGAAGAAGAAGCGGAAAUAGACUCCCCCGAGGUCUGGGACCUGGCCGACCUGACCCUGCAGUGCGGCCGCCGCGCCGACUCCCUCAAGCUCUUCCUGGGCUGGACUUACUACGGCUCUGCCGGCUACGAGCGCCAGAUCGACUCCGCCUGCGCCGUCGCCGCCCACCUCGCCACCCUGGUCCAGCACAACCACAACUUCAUUCUCGUCAGCGAGAACCCCACCCCGUGCCUGCAGGUCUGCUUCUACUACGCGCCCCAGCGGCAGAUGGUCUACCCGCGCGCGCCGGCGACGACGACGACGACGGCUGAAGCCGAGGCCGAGAGGGCCAAGGCCAACAGCAAGGUCACGGAGCAGGUGACGCAUGCGAUCGUCCACAAAGGGUUCAUGGUCGACUUCGCCCCGCCCAGUGGCGAUGAGGAUGCCGUCGGUGACGGCAAGUUCUUCCGCUGCGUGGUCAACGUGCAGACCACGAAGGAGACGGUCGAGGCGCUGCUCAGGGCCAUUGAGGAGGUCGGCCCCGCCAUUGUCGAGAAGUUGAAGGCCCAGGGUCGCUAG